Molecule: messenger RNA, 2550 nt
Organism: Closterium sp. Naga37s-1
Lineage: Eukaryota; Viridiplantae; Streptophyta; Zygnematophyceae; Desmidiales; Closteriaceae
Source: the annotation of a GenBank genome assembly
GUCCCCAUCAAGAUGCGCCGCCAUGCGGUCGCCUCCGCCAUUGCCGCCUCCGCCGUGCCCGCGCUCGUGCAGGCGCACGGCCACGCCGUCAGCAAGGCGCCGGAGCUGCCGCUGGUGGUGGGCAACGAGAUCGAGUCGGUCGACAAGACUUCCUCCGCGCUGAAGGCGCUGAAGCGCAUCGGCGCGUACGAUGACGUGGCGAAGGUGAUCGCGACGAAGAAGAUCCGGCCCGGCAAGGGCAAGAUGCGCAACCGGCGGUACCUGAGCAAGAAGGGCCCGCUCAUCGUGUACGGCACCGACGGCGCCAAGCUCACCAAGGCCUUCCGCAACAUCCCCGGCGUGCAGGUGGUCGCAGUCGAGAAGCUGAGCGUGCUCGACCUGGCGCCCGGCGGCCGCGUGGGGCGCUUCGUGAUCUGGACGCAGAGCGCGUUCGACAAGCUGGAGGGGCUCUUCGGGUCGUUCUCGCAGGCGCCCACCAUGAAGCGCGACUUCCUGCUGCCGCGCGCCGCCAUUGUCAACUCCGACAUCACGCGCAUCAUCAACAGCGACGAAGUGCAGAGUGUGUGCCGGCCGAAGAGGGCGGCGCCGAAGCCGCUGCACCGUCUGAAGCGCAACCCGCUGAAGAACCGCACCGCCAUGGCCGUGCUCAACCCCUUCGCCGCCGACAAGCGCAAGCAGCUCGCCGAGGCUGCUGGCCAGCCCAAGGCCAAGAAGGCCCGCGAGACGGAGGAGGCCAAGAAGGCGGGAGAGGCGUGGUACCAGACCAUGAUUUCAGACUCGGACUACCUCGAAUUCGAAAACUUCACCAAGUGGCUCGGCGUGCGGAUGCACCUUCCUGUUACCUUCUCUCGAGCCGCGCCUCCUGCUGCUGCUUCUGCCUCGGCAUCUGCUGCAGCCGCGCCGGUCAACGGAUCUGUGACUAUGGAGGGAGUGACUAUGCGCAUCCCGCCUCCCCCGCAUCCCACGUGUGACGUGAUGAUGGCCGUGAAAGCCGCUCUGGACGAAGACGCAGGCAAUCUCGGUGCGUGGUUGACAGAUGGGCGUAUUAGGGUCGAGUGGGCACAGAAGUAUACCCUUCCUUCCCACCCUUCCUGUCUCGUCUCCCCCUCCUCCCUUCCCCCGCACUCCCCUCAUCGCCUCCAGGGAACGGGACGUCACAACAAGCCUGGCGACCAUCCCAGCGGGCACGCAGGCGAGCGCGAAAGAGGAGGGCGUGUUGGCGGGCACACAACUUACCCUUCCUUCCUGUCUCGUCCCCUCCCCCCUCUCCCGCCCUCUCCAGGGGACGUCACGAGUCUGGCGACCAUCCCAGCGGGCACGCAGGCGAGCGCUCAGUUCCUGGCGAAGGAGGGGGGCGUCCUGGCGGGCACUGCCCUCGCCACCGCCGUGUUCCGACUGCUUGAGCCCAGCAUUCAGGUGGGAGAGGGCAAGGGGUUGAGGUGGGGGGGGGACGCAGCAUUUAAAGGUGAAGGGGUGGGUUUGAAUGGGUGCCUGGCAAAGGAGGGGGGCGUGCUGGCUGGCACUGCACUCGCCACUGCUGUGUUCCGACUGCUGGAGCCGAGCAUUCAGGUGGAGUGGAGCAAGGAAGAUGGGGACACGGUGGAGAAGGGAGAGGUGUUUGCCACGGUGCAAGGGUCGGCACAUGCCAUCCUGCAGGGCGAGCGCGUGGCACUCAACUUCAUGCAGCGCAUGAGCGGCAUUGCCACGUCCACCAGGAUUUCCUACCCUCCUCUCCCCGCCCUUCCCCCUGCUCUCUUCCCCUCCUCUUCUCCUCCUUCCCCCCACAUGCCAGCCCAUGGUGGAGGCAGCCCGCCCUGCCACAGCAACUUCGCUUCCCGCAUUUCCCCCCCUCUCUCCCUGCCCUUCCCUGUUCCAUCUACCCGCUCCCGCUUUCGCCCCGCAUGCCAGGCCAUGGUAGAGGCAGCCCGCCCUGCCACCGUGCUAGAGACACGCAAGACCGCCCCGGGACUCAGAAUCACAGACAAGUGGGCGGUGCUGAUAGGAGGCGGGCAGAACCACCGAGUGGGGCUGUACGACAUGCUGCUGGUCAAGGACAACCACAUCGCUGCUGCUGGCGGUGUGCCCGCCGCCAUCAGCUCUGCCAGAGAGUACAUUCGAUCCAACGGCCUGGAUCUCCCGGUGGAGGUGAGUGCAGGGGGGAACGAGAGCAGGUGGCGGCUUGAGGGGGGGGAGAGCGUAGAUGGUGGUGCGCCUGCCAGUGAGCUUUUGAGUCGACUCAAAUGUGUGCCCACUGCCAUCAACGCUGCCAGAGAGUACAUUCGAUCCAACGGCCUGGAUCUCCCCGUGGAGGUGGAGGCCCGCACUCUGGAUGAGCUGCAGGAGGUGGAGGCCCGCACCCUGGAUGAGCUCCAGGAGGUGCUGAGGUGCCGUGGCGAGGGAGUGGGGCGGGUGACGAGGGUGAUGCUGGACAAUAUGGUGGUGCCGCGACGAGGGGGAGGGGAUGGCGGGGGCGCAGUGCAUGUGGAUGUAACCAUGCUGCAGCAGGCAGUGGAUCUGGUGAAAGGACAGCUGGAAACGGAGGUAGGAUGA